Molecule: messenger RNA, 375 nt
Organism: Thlaspi arvense
Lineage: Eukaryota; Viridiplantae; Streptophyta; Magnoliopsida; Brassicales; Brassicaceae
Source: the annotation of a GenBank genome assembly
AUGGCGACUUUUCGAAUGGGAGAGACGCAAUCGAAUGGUGGUGGAGAAGACCCUUGGCUUGCUCCGGACAAAUUGUACCAUCUAGUUUUCUGCUUCUCCAUCUCUCUCCUCUUCUCUACUCUCGCUGCUUUCUCUCGCCACUCCUUUCUACGACGUCACUCCAUCUGGAUCGGAUCUGCCUUCUCACUCGCCGCCGGUGCGGCUAAAGAAGCUGCCGAUCAGUUUGGUGUCUUCCCUUCCGCAGGUGCCUCCGCGAGAGACGCCGUCGCGGACGCCAUUGGAGUUGUGAUCGCCGCUUUCCUUCUUUUCCUUUGGAGGAAAUCUCGCAGGUCACGUCCCGAACCGGGUCAACCCCGACCGAUCCUGCCGGUUUGA